AUGGCUUCCAUCACACUUACCGGCUCCAAAGGCCGUCAAAUCGAAGUCCCAACCACCCUCUUCAUCAACAACGAAUUCACCCCCGCGGCCAACAAUGCCACUCUGGCCGUCGAGAAUCCCACCACCGGUGAGACCCUCGCAGACGUCUCCGCAGCCAGCCCGGAGGACAUCGACCGCGCAGUGAAGGCAGCGACGGCCGCCUUCCCCGCAUGGAAAGCCACCCCGGGGCCCGAGCGCGCCGCGCUGCUCCACAAACUGGCGAGUCUGAUCGAGCGGGACGCAGAGGAAUUCGCAUCCAUCGAGGCGCUUGAAGGCGGCAUUCUGUACACGGACAGUUUGGGCCUGAAUGUACCGCAGGCCGUGUCGACCAUCCGGUACUACGCAGGGUGGGCAGACAAGAUUGACGGCAAGACGCUGCACAUCCCGGGAGGCGUGGCCUAUACCUUCCGCGAGCCCUUGGGGGUCUGUGCGGCCAUCGUACCUUGGAAUGGACCACUAAUGAUAACAGCCUGGAAACUCGCCCCCGCUCUCGCCACCGGCAACACCCUCAUCAUCAAACCCUCCGAACUGACCCCGCUCAACGCCCUCAAACUGGCCCAACUGAUCCGCGAAGCCGGAUUCCCCGCGGGGGUGGUCAACAUCGUGCCGGGCGACGGCCCCUCCGCGGGUGCCGCGCUCUCCCACCACCCGCACAUCCGCAAACUUUCCUUCACGGGGUCCACCGCCGCGGGGCGCGCCAUCCUCCGCGCCUCGGCCGCCAGCAACCUCAAGCAAGUGUCGCUGGAACUCGGCGGCAAGGGCCCGAGUCUCGUCUUCGCGGACUGCGACCUGGCCAACGCCCUCCUCUGGACGCGCAUCGGCAUCACCGCCAACAACGGGCAGAUCUGCGCCGCCGGGUCGCGCAUCUACGUCCAGCGGCCCAUCUACGAGCAGUUCCUGGAAGCCUACGCGCAGGCCGCGGCGGAGAACCCGCCCGUGACCGGGAACCCGCUGGAGGAGACGACCACCAAGGGUCCCGUCGCUAGCAAGGCGCAGUUCGAGAAGAUCCUCGGGUACAUCGCCGAGGGGAAGAGCUCGGGUCGGCGGUUGUUGUUCGGCGGGGAGCCAGUCGGCGAGAAGGGGUAUUUCGUGCAGAACACGGCGUUCGCGGAUGUGGGGCAGUCGGAUAAGAUCAUGCAGGAGGAGAUCUUUGGGCCGGUUGCGAGUAUCGCCCCCUUCGACACGGAGGAAGACGCUAUCCGCCUGGCCAACGAUUCGCUGCACGGGCUGAGUGCGGCGGUGUUCACCAACGACAUCAACUGCGCGCAUCGGGUCACUUCCGCCCUCGAGACGGGCCAGGUCACGGUCAAUGCGUGGUCGCUGCUGAGCGCCAACGCCCCGUUCGGUGGCGUCAAGGAGAGUGGUUUCGGUCGGGAUAUGGGCGAGGAGGCCUUGGACUGUUGGACGACCGUCAAGUCGGUCAAGUAUAGUAUUGCGCCGCGGUUGUAG
Messenger RNA from Aspergillus aculeatinus CBS 121060, 1488 nucleotides. RefSeq names its product putative aldehyde dehydrogenase. Bases 1 to 1488 code for a protein of 495 amino acids. The transcript is spliced from 4 exons. Lineage: Eukaryota; Fungi; Ascomycota; Eurotiomycetes; Eurotiales; Aspergillaceae. The record is from RefSeq and is a predicted model, not a curated record. Gene Ontology annotation, molecular function: aldehyde dehydrogenase (NAD+) activity.